Molecule: messenger RNA, 876 nt
Organism: Striga asiatica
Lineage: Eukaryota; Viridiplantae; Streptophyta; Magnoliopsida; Lamiales; Orobanchaceae
Source: the annotation of a GenBank genome assembly
AUGUCUCGGUGUUUUCCUUACCCACCGCCGGGGUAUGCUCUGAGCAGAGUAUCCAAAGAUGCCUUGAUCGAAUCGAUUAAGCUCCAAAAUGAUAAGGCGAAAUCUAAGGAACAAAGGAAGGAGGAGAAAAGGAGGGAGAAAAAAGAGAAACGGAAGAAAGAGAAGAAAGACAAGGUGAAACAUAAACAUGACAAAUCCAAUCUUGUCCCUAACCAGUUUGGUGAGAAAUUACUGCCAGUUACAGAACUUGCUGAGCCCCAACAACAGUUUGAAGGAAGUAGCGUGACUGAGGAGUAUGGUAAGCCGGUGUGCUUGCUUGCGCCCAGCACUUCCUCCGACAGUACAGAAAACAGCAAAAAGAGGAAGAGACUUUCUUCACCGGUUGAAGCUACCCUUUCUAAUGGUAAAAUUAUUCGUAUUAAACUGCCUGUAAAGAAGCCGAGCCAACUUAGUGUCUCCACCAAUGAACAACAACAACAGCAAACAUGUUCCACUUCUCAAGUGGAAGAUGUUACUAUUUCGAAAAACGAGAGAGAUUGCUCGACCUCUCAGCCCAUUGAAACUCCCAUUGCUCGGAAAACAGCAAAUCCACCCGAGCCCAGUGAAGUAGUUAUGACUCCAAUGCAGAAACUGGAGUUGCAAUAUAUCAAUUUAAUGGAUAGCUUGGUGCCAUGUCAGCAGCAGGAUUCAUUUAUCGAUGAAGCAGAUGAUCUUGAUUGGCUCUUGAAGAGCAAGAAUCGGAAAUCAUGCGCGGAGAAGAAAAAUGUAUCUGGAAAUGAAGUUGUGUUGGGCUAUGGCAGCUCGGGAUUGUGGCCACGUGCACAGUAUCUGAAGGAUGUUGAAGUGUACGCGUUGCCUUACACAAUUCCUUAUUGA